Messenger RNA from Nannospalax galili (Upper Galilee mountains blind mole rat), 3840 nucleotides. It is a transcript of the gene Parp12, whose product is annotated as poly(ADP-ribose) polymerase family member 12. Gene Ontology annotation, molecular function: NAD+ poly-ADP-ribosyltransferase activity; metal ion binding. The record is from RefSeq and is a predicted model, not a curated record. The transcript has 12 exons. The coding region runs from base 439 to 2553 and encodes 704 amino acids. NCBI's taxonomy places the organism in Eukaryota, Metazoa, Chordata, Mammalia, Rodentia, Spalacidae.
GGCGGCGGCAGACACGCUCCGCCAACCGGCCGCAGCCGCCUGGGGCUGCUAGAGCGCCGUCUGGAAACUUCGCUCGGCUUCCGGAGCCCGCUGACCAACCCCCGGAGCGGCGGUCCUCACAGAGCGCACCGAAGAAAGCGGCCCCAUCCCCGGCAGACGACCCGGCCCUGUGAGGACCCGCUUGUUCCGCGGUCUCAGUGCGCGCGCGCGUGCGCGCGCCGCCGUCGAGCCGCGCGGUGCCCAGCUGUGGGCCCUGAGGCGAGGGCGCGGGUGGUUCAGCUGAGGCCCGGGGGCGUGGCGAGGCCCCGUGGCGCCUGUUUUCCCGGCCGGGUCCGCUUUCGGUUUCGUUUGCCUGCUAGCAUCUACACCCUGGAGAGCAGCCGGGCCUGGCGCGUCCCCUCCGCCGCCGCCGCCCGCAGGAGCAGCGGUCCGACGGCCAUGGCCCAGGCCGCCGUGGCGGUGGGCGAGGUGACCCAGGUGCUGUGCGCGGCGGGUGGCGUCCUGGAGCUGGCGGAGCUGCGGCGCCGCGUGCGGACCAGCCUGGGCGUCGACGCGCUGGAGCGGCUCUUGCGGGACCGCGGGCGCUUCGUGGUGGUCUCGCGGGCUGGCGCGGGCGGUGGGGCGGCGGCCCCGGAGCGCGUGGUGCUGGCCGUGUCGUCGCUGCGUCUGUGCCGCGCCCACCAGGGUCCCAAGCCGGGCUGCACCGGGCUGUGCGCGCAGCUACAUCUCUGCAAGUUCAUGAUCUAUGGAGCCUGCAAGUUCCUGAGGGCCGGAAAGACCUGUAGGAAUGGGCACAACUUGAAGACUGAUCACAACCUGAGUGUGCUGAGAACCCAUGGUGUUGACCACCUCACCUAUACUGAGCUAUGCCAGCUCUUGUUUCAGAAUGAUCCCUGGCUUUUACCAGAAAUUUGUUUACACUACAACAAAGGAGAUGGACCCUUCGGCUCUUGCUCCUUUCAAAAGCAAUGUAUUAAACUCCAUAUCUGCCAGUACUACUUACAGGGAGAGUGCAAGUUUGGCACUAGUUGUAAGAGAUCCCAUGAGUUCUCUCACUCCGAGAAUCUGGAGAAAUUGGAGAGGCUGGGCAUAAGUUCUGACCUGGUGAGCAAGCUGUUCUGCACUUACCAGAACGCGUAUGACAUCAAGAAUAAAUGUUCAACCCUCAGCAAAGUGCCUCCUCCUUCAGGUCCACAGAAGACUUCUGAAAGAAGAGGCAGUUUAGGGUCUCUGUCGUCAAGUACUCCUAGCCAGGAGGAGAGCGAUCAGAUCUGCUUGUACCACAUCCGCAAAAGUUGUAGCUUUCAAGAUAAGUGCUAUAGAGUUCAUUUUCAUUUACCAUAUCGAUGGCAGUUCUUGGAUGGAGGCAAAUGGAAGGAUUUGGAUAAGAUGGAACUUAUUGAAGAAGCAUAUAGCAAUCCCAGUAAAGGCAGGAUCAUGUAUGCAGAAUCAGCAGCUGGCUUUCACUUUGAUAAUUUAGACUUUACCUCCAUGAAAUUUGGUAGUACUCUGGCUCGCCGCCUCUCCACAGCUUCCUCAGUCACCAAACCCCCACACUUCAUCCUUACUACUGACUGGAUUUGGUACUGGAUGGAUGAAUUUGGUUCUUGGCAGGAAUAUGGAAGACAAGGCACAGCAUACCCUGUGACUACCAUCAACAGCAGUGAUGUGGAAAAGGCCUACCUGGCAUUCUGUGUCCCAGGGGCUGAUGCCCAAGCAGCCACCUUGAAGUUCCAGGCUGGAAAGCACAACUACGAAUUAGACUUCAAAGCUUUUGUGCAGAAAAAUCUGGUCUAUGGUACUGUCAGAAAGGUUCGUCGAAGACCCAAGUAUGUGUCUCCCCAGGAUGUGCAGAUGAAGCAGUCCUGCAAUGCCAAAUUUCAAGGCCUAAAGAGCAUCCCAGACUACUGGGACCAUGCAGCCCUGCCAGACCUGGGAUUUAAGAAGAUUGUCCUCAGUUCUUCCUCGGAAGAGUACCAGAAGGUCUGGAACCUCUUCAACCGUACACUGCCUUUCUACUUUGUUCAGAAGAUCGAGCGGAUCCAGAACUUGGGCCUGUGGGAAGUCUACCAAUGGCAAAAAGGGCAGAUGCAGAAGCGAAAUGGGGGGAAGGAAGUAGAUGAGAGACAGCUGUUCCAUGGUACCAGCAGCAACUUCGUGGAUGCCAUCUGCCAGCAGAACUUUGACUGGCGGGUCUGUGGUCUUCAUGGUACAUCCUAUGGCAAGGGGAGCUACUUUGCCCGAGAUGCUGCCUAUUCCCACCACUACAGCAAAUCCGACACACAUUCCCACAUGAUGUUCCUGGCCCGGGUGCUGGUGGGAGACUUCGUCAGGGGCAAUGCUGCUUUCGUCCGCCCUCCAGCCAAGGAAGGCCAGAGAAAUGCCUUCUAUGACAGUUGUGUGAACAGUGUGUCCGACCCAACCAUCUUUGUAGUUUUUGAGAAGCACCAGGUCUACCCCGAGUACCUCAUCCAGUACUCUACCUCCUCUAAGCCCCUGCCUGGCCCAUCCAUCUUUGUUGCCUUGAGUUCCUUGUUCACCAGCCGGCAAUGAGCAUGAACAGGAUGUGUUAGGCCUUUUUGGCAUAUCCAUCUUGGUGGAACUGUUGGGGAUUCUUUUUAAAGCAAAACUUUUAAUGAACUCUUGUUUAAUGUUAGCUUCUCAAUGAAGUUGCACUUUUUUUUCUCCCUUAGUGCUGGGGGUGGAACCCAAGGCCUUGUGCUUGUACUCUACCACUCUAGGCUCUACCACUGAGCUACACCCCAGCCCUUUUAAAAUUGUUUUUAUUUUGAGACAGGGUUUUGCUAAGUUACCUAGGCUUGCCCUGAACUCAAGAUCAUCCUGCCUCAGCCUCCUGAGUAGCUGGGAUUACAGGCCUGUGUGACCAGGCCUGACUUGAAGUUACAUUCUUAAUCCCUUGCUCAUAACAUUUUUAACUUUUAGGUCCCUUUCAGGUUGGCUUGUGGCCUCAUCAUAGUGAUUUUGGUGAGCCCAAGUUUGCAUUUUAAUAAUGUUAGCAUUGUAUUUUUUACUCUUUGCUGACUUUGCCAUUAUUGAUACCAAGCACAGUUUCUAUGCAUAGUUUUAUGGAUUUGUUUUAAUUGUUAAGAAUCUGUCUCUAAAGCAGGUCUGUUUGGGGGUGGUUUUGUUUCCAGUUUGCUUUUUUUUUUGUUUUUGUCAGAGUAGCAUAGUGACCAUAUGGGGAGGAUACCACAGGGCAGACCUAAGGCAUUACUGUCACUUCUGCCCACUGUUCUGGUACUAACCCAGACAGCUCUUGGUGACUGAUCCUGGGCUCUGGUACUAGUUGGCUUGUGCUGUAUUAUCAAAACCAAUAGCUACUUUGGUGAUGUCAAGUACCUGCCAGUUUUCCCUUGUUCUGGUGGGAGUUAGCAUGCAGAGGAAGCACAGCACCCCCAACCCCAACAGGAUACAUGGAUAAGUGCCCCCAGGAGUAUUGGGUUUGGGCCUUUGAGUGCCUUUACCUGCAUCCCUUAAGCACACUGGACAUGCUUCAAGUGUGGUUUUUAUGUCCCAAUGAGAUUGACUACCUGUGCUGCAAAUGUCAUAUAAGAGUACGGAAAUAAAAACUAUCUGAAGUAGAUAAAGGCUGGUGCUCAUUUUUCAGUCUGUUUAAAGAGUGCCAGAUAGGUACCAGGCCCUUUCCUGUUAUUAGAAUUAUCUUGGUCAUUUAGGCUAAUAUAGCAAAAUAUCAUUAAUGUGUGGCUUGUAUUAAAUAGUAGGCAUUCAUCAUUCAAGGUUCUGGAGACUGAGAAGUCCAAGGUCCCUGCCUAUAGAUUCAGGGUCCCAUAAGGGCUCAUUCCUCAUAGGUAGCCAUCU